AUGAUCUACCAGCUCUACAAACAACCUAACAUCCUCUACUGUAUGACUGACCUGGCGGACAUCUUCGCCGAGCUUGGUAUCUCUCACUACCUCCAGGAAUUUAUUGAGCAAGGUUUUGAUUCCUGGGACACGAUUCUUGAUAUAACCGAAUCCGACUUUGACGUGCUCGGUGUGAAGUUAGGGCAUAGACGAAAGAUCCAACGUCGCAUUGCUAAUACCCGAGGAGUAUCUUCAGAUACCGCCUUAGAUCCCCGGAACACUCCGCCUAUCGAAAGGUUUGUCGAAGAACUGCCGAGAAUACGUUCUGAAUCAAAGGAAGUAAUUUCAGCCCCAAGUGUGAAACGGAAAUAUCGACGUCAUCCCAAACCAGACGAGAACGCGCCUGAACGCCCUCCCUCGGCGUAUGUAAUAUUCUCUAAUAAGACUCGUGAGCAGCUCAAAGGGAAGAAUCUUUCAUUCACUGAGAUUGCGAAACUGGUUGGAGAAAAGUGGCAAAACCUCUCGCCAUGUGAGAAGGAACUUUAUGAAAAACAAGCCUUUACCGCUAAGGAGCGGUAUAACAACGAGCUCGCAGAGUAUAAAAAGACGAAUCGCUACCAGGAGUAUGCUCGAUACUUGUCCGAAUUUAAAGCACGCCAAUCCGGAUUGCGAUCAAGUGAAGUUGACGGCAAUAAACGACCAAAAAUCGACAAUAGUGCACUAAAGACCCCGUUGUCAAGUGGAUCUCCCAUGUUUCAAACAGAUGAACAGUCAAGUACGUAUGCAUGGUCCGAAUCGACAAAUUCAACGGUUCCGACAAGUUUAACUUCAAGUAUUCGUUCAUGGUCGCCUCAUCGAGACAUCAAGCAGCCCAUAAGUCAUCAGGAUAUGUCUCAUGUCGUGACAAAUACAGGAAACCCUAAUGGUGCGACCACUAGUUCUCCUACGGCAAAAACGCAACCCCUACCACCUGUCUAUCACGAGCCAAGUUUCAACGGCCGAAUAUCACCAUCAGGUUAUAUAUGGCGUGAGGUACAGAGUGAUGAAGGCGUACCAAUGGCUCACGCCUAUCCGCGAAUUUCUAGUACUGAUGGUUGCUGGUCUAAGACAGCCGAGCUUCUUGCGUCCUCUCGUCCUGCAUCCAUUCACUUAAACCAUGCGGCCCAGGUACAUCGACCAGCUCUUAUUGAGCAAGCGCAGAAAAAGAUAGAUUCGCCAACAUCAACAAAGCCAAAAAGCUCCAGUUCGCCUAUUUAUUUGAGUCACCGCGCACACAUAGAAUCUUCCUAUGAGCGACCUCUACCUAUAUUACCGCAUUACAGCCACAAGUCGGCUGAGCAAAUGGAAAGACAAUUACCUCCGUUAAUCCGACCUCCAUACUCCCCUGUUUCUAGUAUACACAGUCCCUCGAGUCAACAACAUUACACACCAGAUGGCUUACAUCGUACAAUUGAUUCCUAUCAAAAGCAACCUCUACCUGCACGCUGCUUGAAUGAUAAUCCAAACCAAAAUACUCGAGAUUAUAUGGCAAAAAGCAAACCCCCGGAACACCCACUUGACCCCGUAAGCGCUCUUAUACGAGCCGGCGAGUUGGUCGGCCAGAACAGUAAUGGUCGCUAA
Messenger RNA from Blumeria graminis f. sp. triticale, 1599 nucleotides. The record is from the annotation of a GenBank genome assembly. Lineage: Eukaryota; Fungi; Ascomycota; Leotiomycetes; Helotiales; Erysiphaceae.